Molecule: messenger RNA, 222 nt
Organism: Cinara cedri
Lineage: Eukaryota; Metazoa; Arthropoda; Insecta; Hemiptera; Aphididae
Source: the annotation of a GenBank genome assembly
AUGGCUGACCAUUCGAUGCUGGCCGUCCUGUUCGUGUCGCUGUUCAUAUUCGUGUUCUUCAAGUAUUGCCUGGGAGACGAAGCGCCGGUGCAAGCCGCGGCGGCCGCCCGCGGCGCCGGACUGGACGGCUACCGGCACGACAACGUCACCCGGACGGUAUUGCAACACGUGCUGUACGAUCAGUUCGCCGGGUCCGCGAACGCCCAACUGCAAUUCGUCUGA